Tympanuchus pallidicinctus (lesser prairie-chicken) is the source of this 3980-nucleotide messenger RNA. RefSeq names its product zinc finger and BTB domain containing 8B (gene ZBTB8B). Lineage: Eukaryota; Metazoa; Chordata; Aves; Galliformes; Phasianidae. Gene Ontology annotation, molecular function: protein binding; DNA-binding transcription factor activity, RNA polymerase II-specific; RNA polymerase II cis-regulatory region sequence-specific DNA binding. Gene Ontology annotation, biological process: regulation of transcription by RNA polymerase II. The transcript is spliced from 4 exons. Bases 58 to 1488 code for a protein of 476 amino acids. The record is from RefSeq and is a predicted model, not a curated record.
UCCUGCUUCCGGGAGGGCCCGGCGGGGCGGGGAGGUGAGCGGGGAGCAGCCGCGGCCAUGGAGAUGCAGUCGUACUACACGAAGCUCCUGGGGGAGCUCAACGAGCAGCGCAAGAGGGAUUUCUUCUGUGACUGCAGCAUCAUCGUGGAGGGGAGGAUCUUCAAAGCGCACAAAAACAUUCUGUUUGCCAACAGCGGCUACUUCAGGGCUCUGCUGAUUCAUUACAUACAGGACAGCGGGCGGCACAGCACGGCCUCCCUGGACAUCGUCACCUCGGAGGCCUUCUCCAUCAUCCUGGAUUUCCUUUACUCGGGGAAGUUGGAUCUCUGCGGGGAGAACGUCAUCGAGGUCAUGUCUGCAGCGAGCUACCUGCAAAUGACGGACGUGGUCAACUUCUGCAAGGCCUACAUUAGGUCCUCGCUGGAUAUUUGCAGGAAAAUAGAGAGGGAAGCCGCUUUCUACCAGGCUGACAGUGGGAGCGGAGGCUCAGCGAGAGAGGGCCCCUCGCACAGCACCAAGGGGCAGAGCGGCACCUCAGUCCCGCGGGAAAAGGAGAGGAUGGCGGGCUGCCAGAACGACCCUCCGUGCGGAGAGUGCAGCAGCUGCCAUCCCCUGGAGCUGGUGGUGAGGGACCCCGGGGGCAGCGACUCCCCGGACGACGCCAACUCUUCCCUGCCCAAGGGGGUGGAGCCCAAGGUCGAGUUCGAUGCGGACGAGGUAGAGGUGGACGUGGGUGGGCGGCUGCAGCAGUACCAGCCUGCGCUGUCUCUGGAGCAGGUGGACGAGGGGCUGCACGGAGGGCAGGCGAUGGACCUGGCCUGCAAUAACUACCACAUGAAGCAGUUCCUAGAGGCCUUGCUGCGCAACAGCUCGGCUCAGAGGAAGGAUGACGUUGUUCAUCACUUUGUUCGGGGCUUUGAGGGUAGGCCAGAGGAUGCGGGGGUGGCCGUGAGCUCCAUGAUGGACAUUCACAGCGACUGGUAUGGUGAGGACGCAGGUGACGUGUUAGUGGUGCCGAUCAAGCUCCACAAGUGCCCGUUCUGUCCCUACACGGCCAAGCAGAAGGGGAUCCUGAAGCGCCACAUCCGCUCGCACACCGGUGAGCGGCCGUACCCCUGUGAGACCUGCGGGAAGCGCUUCACGCGGCAGGAGCACCUGCGGAGCCACGCACUGAGUGUGCACCGAUCCAAUAAGCCGAUUAUCUGUAAGGGUUGCAGGAGAACGUUCACGAGCAGCCUGUCUCAAGGAUUACGGCGCUUUGGCUUGUGUGACAGCUGCACUUGUGUGACCACCACGCAUGAGGACUCGAUGCCCAUUAACCUCAGUCUGAUGGAACCAUCGUCAGAGGGCCAGGAGAAGGGUGAUCCGGACAAUGACUGGCCCAUAUACGUGGAGUCUGGGGAGGAGAACGAUCCUGCUGAUGAUGAUGAUGCUGAGGACAAGCAGGAAAUCCACAGGAGCUUAGCAGACCGAGAAACACUUACGUAGCAGUGGGAGGAGGUGGGGAGGACUGAAGGUCUCUCUCCAACAGUGGUUGGUCUGCGACAGAAAACUUUGUAUUUAUCCAGUUAGUGAGACUGAGUUGGGUUUUAUUAAUUGUUAUUCAGUGUUUUAAUAGAAGAAUGGGACGAAUCCCAAUUCUUAAUACUUUCAAGUUUUCAGUGCUGUGCACCAGAAUUCUGUGAUGGAUCUGCCUGGGGUUCACAGAGGGUUUUUCUGAGCAAUCUCCAGCUGUGUCUCUGCCUCCUGGUUUCAAGGAACAGGAGGUGCUUUGUAGGCAGGACUCCUGUUGUUUUGAUAGCAGGGUUCUUCAAGUAAUGAUGUCGUGUUCCUUAAUCUCUGGUCUGGAAGGGGCACAGUUGUCUCUCUGAAGAUUCAAUGAGAAGAAAUGUGGUUUUCAUCCUUACUUUGGACUUUUCUAAACUAAGUUUUGAUCUUUCUGCAUCAGGGCAGUGUUAUCUAAACUGUAAACCUUGCGUCUUUUCAUAGACUUACUGUGCUCUGGAAGCCAGGCAGAUGUGUCAGGAUAACAGAAAUAUGCUGCUGAUGAAAGCAGAGAAAGUCAGAAUAAAUACAUUUCACAUAUCCUGAAGUACAAGUAUCUAGAGAACAAGGUUCUCUUUCCGAAUUGUUUUUGCUGCAUCUUCGUCAGUGGAUGCACAGCUCAGACUGCAGCUCUUCAGGUGUGUCCUUGAUGUCCCUUAGACACCAGUAGUUCUGGCUUAAGCACACGUAAUGGUGUCUGUUGUCUUGGUCUCUCAGCUUAUGAAGCAAACUGCCCAAAUCUCUUCAGCUUUUCACCAUAGAAGUGAAAAUCUGUGCAUCAGGAUACUGGGGAAUUCCAAUUCCAGAAGAGGAAUUGGAUCCACAGCCGAUGCACUGAGGAACAGUACAGUGACUGUCAGUGAGCUCUGUAUCAAACAGCACAGCGGACCUUUCUAGAAGCAGCUGGCUGGCAAAUCUCCAAUUUUUUUACUGACCCCUUUGUACACAAAUCUUUUUCUUUUCCCCUGCUUUCUUUCAGCCUUUGGUGACGUUUUGCACAGCUUGUAUUGCUGUAUAAAUUCAUACAAGUACUGGGGUUGUUAAGCUCUGCAAUGGACCUCCUGUUUCACUGCUGGGAUCGAUAAAGUUUGGCUUUCAAAUGAGGUGAGAGUUUUACCUUCCAAGUAAAAAUCAUCCUCUGAUGAUUUGGCUGCAGUUUUGGGUCUGAAGCACUUUUGGAAAUCAGAACGAUGCAGUGCAAGUGGAGCCAGUGGUUUGGAAAUGCCACCUGCAGCACCAACAUUCGAGCUGCCGUCCUGUUCUUGCUGAGUACCACAACCUCAGAGGGUAUUUUUUUGGUAUCCCAUUAUCCGAUACUGGAAGGACUGCUGUAAGAACACCCAAAGAAGUGACACUGUCUGCAUUUGUUGGAGUAGCUCACUAAUGGGAGUGAGACGAGAAUGUAAAUAGGGACCCAAACGAUGUGUGGUGACCGGGCAUCCCAGGGCAGCAGGGCUGGUCGUUGUGGCACUGAGACGCCGAGUCGAUGGCAGCAUUGGUGGAGGUGACUGAGAUCAGCUGAGCGUGGCUGCGGCUGAGGAGCUGCCAGGAGCUGCUCCUGUGCCACGGAGCUGUGCUGAGCUGGAAGGCGUUCGGAGCAGGGAAAGCAAAGCUCUUGAGAAAGCCUGUAAUAAAGCUGCAGGAACAACUGCAGAGACCUUUGGCAAUUUUACUUGCCUGCUCCCUUUGGUGUUAGGGGUUGUUUUGUGCGUCUUGUGCAUAGAGGACGGGCCGUGCUGUGCUUGGUGCGACUGCGUGGGGCCGCGCUGUUUGCGCUCCGGACUGAAAGCGACCACCAGAAUCGAUGUUUCCUGUUGAUCUGUCGUUGUGCUGCUUUGUUUUCAGCUGAGUCCUGCUUUUGUAUUUGGUAGAGGAGGAUGCGGUUGUCCACGUUCUUGUGACCGAAUGUUCGUGUCUGUGUUUGCUGUGCUUCCCACCCGCUUUGAUGUUUUCCUGGUCUCCCCCUGUACCGCAGCCUCCACGAGCUUUGAGAAACGUCGUAGCCGUUACCAAACGUUCACGUGGUGCUUAAUGAAAAAAUCAAAGGUGUUUUUAUGAAACUCAUUUUAAUAAAAUCUCCUUCUCAAAGUUUUUAAAGGCCGCGCAGACCGAGAUUUCAGUCUCAGCUCCAUGGAACUGACUUUGUUUAGGAGCAAGCUUUAGCACGCAAUUGCACUGUAUUUCACUGAUGGAAUACCAGCUGCACUGUAUGCACGGUGCAUUUCACCUCUUGGUGCAAGCCUUGUAAAUCUUCCUGAUGUGGUCAUUUAAUUUCCUGAUGUUUUGUAAGGCAGUUUCAUAACUGGAGUCCUUUUGCCUCCUUUGAGUGAUGAAUUCUCAUAAAUCUAACCCUACCUGUAGAAGUGACUUUACUGGAUUUGUGGAUCUGGGAGCAUUCUGGAGCUUUCUGAUAAAAAAUAAAACUCUCGGAGGGU